This is a messenger RNA of Dendronephthya gigantea, 1080 nucleotides long. RefSeq lists its product as uncharacterized. Lineage: Eukaryota; Metazoa; Cnidaria; Anthozoa; Malacalcyonacea; Nephtheidae. The record is from RefSeq and is a predicted model, not a curated record. Bases 131 to 1045 code for a protein of 304 amino acids. The transcript has a single exon.
UAAUCAUUUAAAUAAUGUUAUUUUGUCUUUGUCAGAGUCAGCUAACUUUUCUUUUGUUAAUGGGGGAAAUUAAACUGCAGAUGAUGAUCAAACAUCAGAUCCAGAGUCAGAUGAUGACAGUGAUAAUGAAAUGGAAAGCGACAAUCUUGGAAUUCCUUCAAACGAGUCAAAUUAUGAACAUAUUUUAAAUGAAAUUAACUUAUCUGUGAUGCAAUUAAGGCCUCAGUCACCAACUAAUACAUCUUCAUGUUUUUCUGAUGAUAAUUUAGAUUCUGAUGAUACAACAUUUAAUCUACUGGCUAGCGUUCAACCUCCUAAGCGAUCACCACAUUGUUCAACAUGCCAACACACUAAAACUGGUCAUGGUAUCAGAUCUUCAACAACACCCUAUGCUAAAUGUACUAUGUGCCCAAAUAAUAUAUGCUCACCAGCAGGACGCCAUAAACCAUGCACAUGCCUUUGGCACAUAUAUGAGCAAAACUCUAUUCACCCUGAAUUAUUUCCUUACUCUAUAGUUAGAUCAACUACUAUUAAUCAUGUUAACGAGUAUCUUUUGUCUUUUUGUCAAUCUAAUAUAGGUAAUCAGUUAUUGGGCAGUAAUGCUUGUACUAUAAUUGCUGUGUUGGUUUCUAUUAAUUUCCUUUCUGGAACUGCAUGGUUCUCUCAGCACACUAUUGUCUCAACUCUGGAUUCUACUUUCCUUGGCUAUUGUCACCAGCUCUUUAUUGAAGGAAACCAACUGUACGAAUCCCUUGAAGAAGAACAAGUGAACUAUUGUGCACCUGAAAUUAUUCAACAUCCACAACUUGGAUUUAAGGAUAUCGCUGAACGAGGAGAUGAGUAUCAUUUUGAUAAUUUUGCUGAUUUCUUGUUGCAGCUACAACUAUUAUCAUCAUCAAAAGUUAAAAUAGCUCUAGUACUUAUAUUUAAUCCAGAUAAAGCAAUGACAUUAUUAAUUAAUGAACUAGGACAGAGUAUGUUAGUAGAAAGACACUCACAUUUAGAUACCGGUGCUAUUAUAGCUACGACCAACUUCAUAACAUGAUUAAUUACCUUCAAGAAAUUAUUUUUCGAGGUUGG